AUGCGUCUUACUCUGCCGACCUCCCGUCUCCACACCAGAGGGGGCGGGGGAUUCUCUGUCGGGGCCUCAAAGCUCUGGAUCGCUCCACCUGGAGAUAAGCCGAUCUCUGCGACACCUCAGGAGCUGUCCGCUUUGGAUUUGAUCAGUUUUGACGAGUUACAAAGUGAUGAAAUUGAUGAAUCAAUGGAAGCGCUUUCCGAGGGCGCAACGGGAGGCACCGCAAACGACACCGAUGCGAAUCCGAGUGAAGAAAGUUCAUCUAAAGUACUGGAACAAACGCGGGGAAAAAACAGCGCGCCAAGGCAUGCGCUAAACAUAGACGAGAAACUUCUAAAAGUGGACACGCCGAGUGACUCAAGCAGAAAUGUCAGCCGAGUGCAUAGGCGAAGUAAAGUGGGGGGUGUGGAGCGCAGAAAUAUGACUGAAAAGGAUGAAGAUAUCGCGUCUCUCUUGGGGCAGAGACGUGGACGCGGAGCCAGGAGCGCAGAGACUUGGUCCGAAUUUGGCCAAGAGGACAUAGGGGGAGAUGCCGUUUCAGGGGACCCGGAGGAGUUCCAGCUCACACACAGCACAUUUGCGCUCACUGGGGACACGGCUCACAACCAGGCGAUGGUGCACUGGUCUGGGCAGAACAGCAGCGUGAUCCUCAUGUUGACAAAAUAUUACGACUUCAACACCGGUAGAGUGACGGAGAGCUCUUUAUGGAGGUCAACUGAUUACGGCACCACGUAUGAGAAGCUAAAUGAAAGAGUCGGGCUGAAGACCAUCCUGAGCUAUUUAUACGUGAGCCCCAACAACAAGAGAAAGAUCAUGUUACUGACCGACCCAGAGGUGGAGAACAGCCUGCUUAUUAGUCUCGACGAAGGGGCGUCCUAUCAAAAACACAGCUUAACCUUUGAUAUCCUCAGCUUGCUUUUCCACCCCGAGCAGGAGGACUGGAUCCUGGCCUACAGUCAUGACCAGAAGCUCUAUGUCUCGGUUGAGUUUGGGAGACGAUGGCAGCUCGUGCAUGAUAAUGUGGUCCCCAAUAGAUUUUACUGGUAA
Molecule: messenger RNA, 1044 nt
Organism: Knipowitschia caucasica
Lineage: Eukaryota; Metazoa; Chordata; Actinopteri; Gobiiformes; Gobiidae
Source: the annotation of a GenBank genome assembly